Mytilus californianus (California mussel) is the source of this 723-nucleotide messenger RNA. Its product is annotated as beta,beta-carotene 15,15'-dioxygenase-like. Gene Ontology annotation, biological process: carotene catabolic process; retinal metabolic process. The transcript has a single exon. The record is from RefSeq and is a predicted model, not a curated record. NCBI's taxonomy places the organism in Eukaryota, Metazoa, Mollusca, Bivalvia, Mytilida, Mytilidae. The coding region runs from base 1 to 723 and encodes 240 amino acids. Gene Ontology annotation, molecular function: carotenoid dioxygenase activity; beta-carotene 15,15'-dioxygenase activity.
AUGUUGAAAAAUGGAGAUGCCUAUUCUGGCCUCGAAUGGUUUCCCUUGGAAAAAGCCAAUUUUUACGUUAUUGAGAUCAAAACUGGAAAAGUUACUACUAUCUCCACACCAAUUACUAACCCUACACAUCAUGCAAAUGCUUACGAAGAAGAUAACAAAAUUAUUAUUGAUAUAUGCACUUCUAAAGAUCCAUUUUUCGCCACAGUUUUUGAGGUUGGUAUAAUUAGAGAUGUCAACAAAAGAAAUAAGGUAGACUUUACGUUACGAUUCAGUCGAUAUACCAUCGACUUAGAAUCAAAAACAGCCAUGGAGACAAAAUUUCCGGCAAAUUCGUCGUUUCCCUUUUUAACCUAUUUCGAUAUUCCCGCUAUCAAUGAAAAUUAUAGACAUAAAAAGCAUUGUUUCGUGUACGGCGUUUCAUUUAAAAAAGACUUCAAAUCUUUCGCUAGAACUGCUCUUGUUAAAAAAGACACUUGUGGCAAUAAUAAGGACAAUGUUUGGUCGUUGGAUGGACAUUUUCCAAUGGAGAUGUGGUUUGUUCCAAGAUCUAACUCCACGGGAGAGGAUGAUGGCGUUCUACUUACUCCGGUUCUAGAUGGAGCAAAGCAAGAAAGUUAUCUCAUGAUACUAAAUGCUACAACAAUGACUGUAAUGAACAGAGGUUACUUAAAUACAUCACUUCCUUUUACCAUUCAUGGCCGCUUCUUUCCAGAUGUUGUUUAA